This is a messenger RNA of Archocentrus centrarchus (flier cichlid), 1963 nucleotides long. It is a transcript of the gene rpf1, whose product is annotated as ribosome production factor 1 homolog. Gene Ontology annotation, biological process: maturation of LSU-rRNA; maturation of 5.8S rRNA. NCBI's taxonomy places the organism in Eukaryota, Metazoa, Chordata, Actinopteri, Cichliformes, Cichlidae. The transcript is spliced from 10 exons. The record is from RefSeq and is a predicted model, not a curated record. Bases 500 to 1561 code for a protein of 353 amino acids. Gene Ontology annotation, cellular component: preribosome, large subunit precursor; nucleolus. Gene Ontology annotation, molecular function: rRNA primary transcript binding.
GGUUAAGGAGAGAUGCAGCAUGAGCAGUGAGCAGCAGUAUGGCUUCAUGCUGAGAAAGAGCACUACAGAUGUGAUGUUUGCUUUGAGAGUGCUGAUGCAGACGUUUAGAGAAGGUCAGAAGGAGUUACCGUGUCUUUGUGGAUCUGGAGAAGCCGUAUGAUAGGCUGCCAAGGGAGGAGCCAGAGGACCUCUAAAGGGAGCUCUAAAGGAGAAGUUCUUUGCAACAUUUUAAAUACCAGCAAUCGUUUUUUUGGCAGAUGAUCACUUUUUGGCAUGAGAUAGCUAGGCAUAGAGAGCACACUCAGAAAUAAUACCAGCCGUCAUGGCUGCUAAUCAAUAACUUCAAGAUUAUGACGGACACAGGUGUGGCAUAACUGGCUGUGGAAAAGAUGUUCAGAUGAAAGGUCACUUCCUGUUCCACCGGAAGUGAUUAUGUUAACGGGGCUGCUGUUUCCACCAUACACGUGAGAAACAAUCCAAAACAGACAGCUGGUGCAAGAUGGACAUUACAGAGGUCUCAACGAGCCAGGACGGCAAAGGUAAGAAGAGUAAGAAUAAGAAAGCGAAGAAGAAGAGCGUGAGUCAGGAGGGAGAUGGAGAAGGCAGCGGAGUGGAGGAGAAGAAGAUGGUGAAGAGCGAGGGGGCCGUCGCUUUCCCUCCCACCUUCAGUGUGUCGGAAAUCAAGAACAAACAGCGAAGACACUUCAUGUUCAUGAAACUGAAGCAGGAGAAAAGAAAGCAAAAGAUGCAGCUGAGGAAAAAGAGGAGAAAAGAACGGGAAGCUUUAGGUGACAAGGCACCCCCAAAGGAGGUCCCCAAAACAAUAGAAAACCAGAGAGUUUAUGACGAAACAACAGUCGAUCCAGAGGAUGAAGAGAUUGCUUUUGACGAAGGAACCGAUGAAUUCUCCGCCUACUUCAACGGCCUGACAAAUCCUAAAGUGCUCAUCACAACCUCAGACAGACCCAGAGGGAGGACGGUGAGGUUUUGCGAGCAGCUGGCCACAGUAAUCCCAAAUGCCCACGUGUACUACAGAAGAGGUUUGGCCCUGAAGAGGAUCAUACCCCAGUGCAUCGCCAGGGACUUCACCUAUCUAAUGGUCAUCAACCAGGAUCGCCAACUGCCCAAUGGCUUGGUUCUCUGUCAUUUACCCAACGGGCCGACGGCACACUUCAAAGUCAGCAGCGUUCGACUACGCAAGGAGAUGAAGAGACGAGGCAAAGAUCCAACCGAACACUACCCAGAGGUGAUACUCAAUAAUUUCACCACUCGUUUGGGACACACCAUCGGCCGCCUGUUCGCCGCUCUUUUCCCACAGGAACCUCACUUCAUUGGCAGACAGGUCGCCACCUUCCACAACCAGAGAGACUUCAUCUUUUUCAGAUUUCACAGGUACAUCUUCAAGAAUGAGAAGAAAGUUGGUAUUCAGGAGCUGGGACCGCGCUUCACCCUCAAACUCCGCUCUCUACAAAAAGGCACGUUCGACUCAAAGUAUGGAGAGUACGAGUGGGUGAUGAAGCGCCACGAGAUGGAAGCCUGCAGACGGAAGUUCCAGCUUUGAGAAAAUAAAGCCUUCCUCGUGGUCAGAUGGGAAUGCUCGUCUGUUAUCCAAAAUACUUCUGCUGUUUGUGGACUUACACAAAUUGACUUUACAAUGCCCUGGCAACUCUUAAACAACUGUUAAAAAUUUCCUUUAAAACUAUUAUUUCCCAUUGUUUUCCCCCCCUUUGUUUUAACAUGACUUACUUGUGGACAUUUAAGGGCUGAAUUUGAUCAUUGGACAUAUUUUCUGUUGGACUGGAAAGAUGCCUGAGAAGACAUGCAGCAUCCUGAUCCUCUCUAAAUGCUUCUUUUGUGUUGUAAAAAGUUGUUGUAUAGUUGUGAGCUGCUCUGCCCACAUAUAUGCAAACAUACACCUGGUCCAUCCUGGUUUGUGCAACAGAUAAAAGGAGCUGUGACUGAA